Messenger RNA from Drosophila ficusphila, 775 nucleotides. It is a transcript of the gene amos, whose product is annotated as basic helix-loop-helix transcription factor amos. The transcript has a single exon. The record is from RefSeq and is a predicted model, not a curated record. The coding region runs from base 9 to 605 and encodes 198 amino acids. Gene Ontology annotation, molecular function: protein dimerization activity. Lineage: Eukaryota; Metazoa; Arthropoda; Insecta; Diptera; Drosophilidae.
ACGAAAACAUGUUGACCAACAACGAGCUAAUGGAGCAGUUCUACUUCCCCGACGAAUCCCCAGCGAUUCCCGAGUUCCUGGGCAACGAUGCCUUCCAGCAGUUGGAGCAGCUGAUGUACCAGCAGGAGUUUAGCAACAGCGACAGUCAGUCCGAGGGAACCAACAGUUGUUCCCUGGAGAUGUACUACGAUACCCCGGCUGUCCUGGAAUUGGAGCACAUGCUAAGUGCCCAGGAGCAGCAGCACCAGCAACAUCAGUCGCACCCGCUGGGAAAAAUUCAAGGCAGGAGUUCAAAGUACUGGAACAAGCAGCAGAGGAGCAAACCCUACGACAAGCUGUCCACUUCCAUGUCGUCGUCCACAUCCUCCGCCUCAUCCAGCAGUUCAUCAUCUGCGAGUUUUGGCGGUGAAGUCCUGAAAAAGCGGCGACUGGCGGCCAAUGCCCGCGAAAGGAGGCGAAUGAACAGCCUGAACGAUGCCUUCGACAAGUUGAGGGAUGUGGUUCCUUCUCUGGGCCACGACCGACGGCUCUCCAAAUACGAAACUCUACAAAUGGCCCAGGCCUACAUCGGAGAUCUGGUCACGUUGCUGUCCAGAGAUUACUAGACAUCCAUUCAUUCUUCUUUGGAGUGGAGAAACCCUUGCGGGCUGUGUUGCAGCAACACUUUCGACCUAGUGGAAAACUUUUAAAGGCUGUUAGUUUUUAGUUUAUUAUCAUAGUUGUAAAUAAUUAUAAGUAAAAAUUGUCUAAUAAAAGCACAGAAUUUUAAACGAAC